AUGUUAUUAACAAUGAGCCAAAGCGAUGUUGAUGAAAAUUAUAUUGAAAUUGAUAGUAAAGAAGAGGCUUCAAGCAACCUUUUUUCCCAGCAAUCAAGCCAAAAUGAAGUUAAUGAAGUUGCUAGUAUAGAAACUCCUAGUGAUCUUUUUUCUCAACAAAUGCCUGCUAUUUUAAUUACCCGUAAUGGAAUAUCCAAGAGGCGUCUACAUGAAACAUUAUCAAUACCUAGUACCACUUUUGAACAAGCAUUAAACUUAUAUGUUAGGUUACAAUUUGACUAUUAG
Messenger RNA from Cetraspora pellucida, 285 nucleotides. The record is from the annotation of a GenBank genome assembly. Lineage: Eukaryota; Fungi; Glomeromycota; Glomeromycetes; Diversisporales; Gigasporaceae.